This is a messenger RNA of Cercospora beticola, 2226 nucleotides long. RefSeq names its product translation initiation factor eIF2B catalytic subunit epsilon (gene GCD6). Gene Ontology annotation, cellular component: eukaryotic translation initiation factor 2B complex. Gene Ontology annotation, biological process: biosynthetic process. The record is from RefSeq and is a predicted model, not a curated record. Gene Ontology annotation, molecular function: translation initiation factor binding; transferase activity; guanyl-nucleotide exchange factor activity. Lineage: Eukaryota; Fungi; Ascomycota; Dothideomycetes; Mycosphaerellales; Mycosphaerellaceae.
GUCAACACCAACGAUAUCUGACAAUCCUCCCCACAGCAAGAUAUCAGCGACAUGCCUCCCAAAGGGAAGAAAGGUGCGACGAAAGACAACAAAGGCGGCGAGGAGAAGCGCGAGGAACCUUUGCAAGCUGUCGUCUUCGCGGACUCUUUCGAAACCAGAUUUAAUCCCUUCACACUCGAGCGGCCGAGAUGCCUCCUUCCACUGGCCAACACGCCCUUGAUUGAGUAUACGCUCGAGUUCCUAGCUGGUGCCGGUGUGGAAGAGGUCUAUCUGUACUGCGGCAAUCACACUGAUGCGGUGGAAGAGUAUCUUAGCCACUCAAAAUGGGUCAAAGACACCUCGCCUUUCGCCCUUGAAGUCAUCAAGUCGGCAUCAAGAUCUGUAGGCGACUGCAUGAGAGACCUGGACGCGAAGCAACUGAUUGUCGGUGAUUUUAUCGCCGUAUACGCUGAUGUCGUUGCCAACAUCUCACUUGAUACAGCACUGGCUGCUCACAAAGCUCGACGCGAGAAAGACAAGAAAGCUCUCAUGACCAUGGUGCUCCGUGAAGCUGGAGGCUCACAUAGGACGAAGUCUCAGCAGCAGCGACGCAUCUUUGUCAUUGACCCGAACUCACAUCGCUGCGUGCACUAUGAACAGCUGAGGCCCGGACAGAGCACUAUGGUGGAAAUUCCAGGCGAGGUUUUCAAAGACCACGAUGAGAUUGACGUGCACGAAGAUCUUAUUGAUUGCGGCAUUGAUAUUUGCACACCGGAAGUACUGGCCCAAUAUACAGACAAUUUCGACUGGCAACUCCCGAGGCGCGGCUUCCUGCAUGGCACUCUGAAGGACUUCGAAACUUUCCAAUACACUGUACACACGCACAUUGCUCGCGAGGGGUACGCAGCUAGGGUUCUCAAUCUGAGGUCAUUCGAUUCUAUCAGCAAGGAUGUCAUCUCCCGAUGGAGCUACCCUCUGACGCCCGAUACAAACAUGGUCGCCGGCCAGUCAUUUCAACUCUACAAAGGCAACGUCUAUCGCGAGGAGGGCGUCCAGUUGGCACGAUCCAGUCGAGUAAAUCGGAGAGUGAUCCUUGGGAAAGCAACUAGCGUUGGGGAUGGCACCGUCAUCACGAACAGUGUAAUUGGCAGGCGGUGCGUGAUCGGAGCACGGGCAAAGAUCGAUGGAGCAUACAUCUGGGAUGACGCUAAGAUUGGCGACGAUGCGGUGAUAGGCAAUGCUGUUAUUGCUAACGACGCAGUUAUCGGCAACGGCUGUACAAUCGAGAACGGCGCACUGAUCUCGUAUGGUGUCAAGGUGUCCGAUGGAGUGACAGUAAGCGGGAAACAGCGAAUAUCUCGACUGAAGCGAAAGCGAGGGUACGAGCACGAUGAGAUCGUGGAGGUGGCUGCUGACCCCAAAGUGGUUGGUCCCGAAGGCGAAGGCUUCCAUUUGGAACUGGACGAUGAUGAAGAGGAAGCUUUGGACAGCCUACUUUCCGGCCUACAAGACGUCGACCUCAUAGUCGAAGAUGAUGCGAUCAGCAACCUCGACUCUGAAGAAGACGACGAUGAGGACAUGGAAGUGCACCACACUAGGCGAGACACGGGCCGAAGUGAUAGCUUCGCAUCAGCCGGCUCCGAAGAAGACGGCGAGUCGAGGCAGAAGGCGAAGGACUUCCACCAAGAAGCAGUGAACUCGAUGGUCGAUGAUAUGGCGAAGGGCAACACACCUGACGACAUCAAGACCGAGUUCAAGGCGCUCAUUCUUGGAGUCAAUGCAGAGGAUCAACAGAUUGUGCGGGUCACAGCGACUGCCUUCUCGAAACGCGCAGCACAGAUUGUGGACAGUGGAAGGUCGCCAAAGGAGGCAGUCGACGAGCUCAUUCCUGCAUACAAGGAGAUCAUCACUGCCUACGUUGCUUCGGAAGAGGAGCAAGCAUCCUGGUUGCUCUACCUUCAAACGGAUCUGGUACACCGUGGUCAAGGCGACAAGAUUUUGCUAUUCCUGUCCAAUGCUUUGGCCCAUCAGGAUAUCAUUGAGCCAGAAGGGUUUGAAAAGUGGUGGAAUGAUGCAAGGAGCUCAGCUUCAGCUGAAUUGGUGGCUGUUCGCAAAGACACGGAGAAAUUGGUGGAGGUUUUGUGUGCUAGCGACGACGAAGAUAGCGAGGAGGAGGACAGUGAUGAGGACUAGACGUUACCAGACAAUAUGUACGAAUGACCAUAAGCGGGUGAUCCUCCACGCCAC